UCGGGGGUGGUCUGGCUUCACAAGAUGGCGGCAACUGUGCAGCUUCUGUGCUUGGCAACUAGCAGUGGGGUCCCUCUGUACUGCAGAAGCAAGGGGGAGAGCAGGCAGCUUCCUUUCUCAGUAAUCGGCUCUCUCAAUGGAGUUCAUAUGUUUGGGAGUAACCAGGAUAUUUUUCUUACCAGCACCUCUACUGACAACACCAAGGUCUGCUGGAGAGUUUUCCACGACAGCAUCACACUCAUCGCCAUGGCCUCUGAGGAAGAUGCAAGUGACCUUUACCUUAGCCGCCUGUUGGACAAUGUCUUCAGUGCUAUGGUGCUGGUGAUUGGUUUGGAUGAUCUGGUGAACCUUAAAAACGUGGAGCGAAUGAAGCGGGAACUGCGGGCCUGCUACAAGCUGAUUGACAGUUUCCUGGCUGCCUCAGAUUGGAUGGGGGAUCUGACCCAGUGCGUGGAUUGUGUGGUGUCUCCACACACUGACAUACUGCAGGAGGCGUUGGAUGUAUUUGUUGCUGCUGCUGCCUCUGAGAGUAACUUUGGGUGCCUUAUGGUCAUGAACAAGGUCGUAGUGGCAACAGAGAAGUGGUGGCGGCUCGCAGCACAGGAGAUCAUGCUGUUGGCAUGGCUGGUGGGAUCCCUGGCACCCAGCACAUCACGUGACUACCCCAUCUACCUGCCUCACGGCAGCCCUACGGUACCCCACAGGCUAUUGACCUUUCAGUUGGUCCCUGGAGUAGAGGUGUGCCUGCUGUGUGGACCAACCCCAACCUUGCAGCAAGUUCAGACUGAGUUAGUUGAAAGAUUCUGGAGCCCACUACUGGAACCUUUAAAGACCUGCCUCAGGGUACAUCAGCACUCCUUCUCGGCUGGUAUUCCUUUACACCGGAGCAUCCUUGGCCUUCUGUUGGUAAACAGAGAACAGAACAAGAAUUUGUUCACUCUGCAGCCUCACACGGUUGAACAUAGUCAACAGCAAGGAGCAGCAGUCCCUCCCGAGAGGCGCAGGUCCAUUUUGCGACUAUUUUAUACCCUGGCUGUCUCCUCGUACUUUCCAGCAGAUUCAAGUGAAGAUUCGUCUGCGCCUCUCCAUGAGGAAUUCCACACCAGCUUCACCCAUUCUCCAGCGGAGUGCUACAUUGCUGCUGAUGACCACAAGUGCUAUGCCAUCCAGACCCAGCAGCACCAGCUUUUCUUAAUCUUCACGUCAGAUACUCCGACCUUCGCUCUGCGAAACAUCGCAACCAAAACUAUCAACCUACUGACAAAGGAGCUUCCUUUCUGAGUUGCAUGAGCCUGCAUUCCGGACUUGCAGCGUUCAGAGGAAAGCAGCUGACACCUCGUCCUUUAGGGCGACAAUUGAACAGUCCAUCUGCCCUGAAUAAUACUAUCUCUCCCUCAGAGUGAUGAGAAGUGAGAGCAGCCCAGCUAGUCAAUCCUCUGGUUCCUUUGAAUUUGAAAGGAGGGAAACUAGCAGCUUUCCUUGUUGAUGUUUGUGAAGAAACACCAGGGUUGAAAAAUGUGUUGCUGGAAAAGCGCAGCAGGUCAGGCAGCAUCCAAGGAGCAGGACAAUCGACGUUUUGGGCAUAAGCCCUUCUUCGGGAAUGAGGAAGGUGUGCCCAGCAGGCUAAGAUAAAAGGUAGGGAGGAGGGACUUGGGAAUACGAUAGGUAGAAGGAGGUUAAGGUGAGGGUGAUAGGCCAGAGAGGGGUUGGGGGCGGAGAGGUCGGGAAGAAGAUUGCAGGUAAAGAAGGCGGUGCUAAGUCCGAGGGUUGAGACUGAGAUAAGGUGGGGGGAGGGGAAUGAGGAAGCUGGAGAAAUCUACGUUCAUCCCGUGUGGUUGGAGGGGUCCUAGGCAGAAGAUGAGGAGCUCUUCCUCCAGGCGUCGUGUUGCCAUGGUCUGGCGAUGGAGGAGGCCAAGGACCUGCAUGUCCUUGGUGGAGUGGGAGGGGGAGUUAAAGUGUUCAGCCACGUGGUGGUUGGGUUGGUUGGUGCGGGUGUCCCAGAAGUGUUCUCUGAAACGUUCCGCAAGUAGGCGGCCUGUCUCCCCAGUGUAGAGGAGGGUGCAGCGGAUGCAGUAAAUGUGUGUGGAGGUGCAGGUGAAUAUGUGACGGAUAUGGAAGGAUCCCUUGGGGCCUUGAAGAAAGGCUCAGGAAUGUCCACUGUGGGCUCACUUGCAUGGCAGUGACCACGCUCCCGUCUGUUGUAGUGGCAGGGUUAGGAAGGCCACAUGGGGAAACUGCUUUCAUCCUGUUGGAUAACUUAUGAAGUGGUCCUUUUCAGAAAAGCACAGACAAGGGGGCAGAGAGGUUUGGGUGGGGCAAAGUAAUUGCCCCUGACCACUCUGGCAGAUAGCUCUCUCUCACGUGAUGUGGGUGUGAGAUGGGAAGAGGUUGAUGAACCAUCCUACAAGGAAAAAGAACCUUGGAGAAAGUGCGAAAGAGGUUUACCAGGAGGCAGCCUGGACUAGCAGGUAUAAGGAGAGGCUAGAAAAACUCAGGUUGUUUUCUCUGGUUUAGCAAAGGCUGAGGGGAGACUUAAUAGAAGUCUAUAAAAUCAGGAGAUGCAAUGAUAGGGUUGAUAGACUUUUCAACUCUGGGAAGAAGAUUCUGCCUUAAUACCAGGGAGCUUGCAUUUCAGGUAAAAGGGGGAAAGUUCAAAGGAGAGGUGAGGGACUUUUUUUAAACAGUGUUAAGCGUCUAAAACAUAUUGCCAGGUGUGUGGUGGAUGCAGAUACAAUAGGGAUGUUUUGGGACUUUACAUAAGCACCUGAAUAUACAAGGAAUGGAGGGGUUAUGAAACAAGGGCAGGCAGAAGGGAUUAAUUUAAUUUGGCAUCUUGUUUGGCGCAACAUUGUGGGCCGGAGGGUCCGUUGCUGUGCUGUUCUGUUGUGUGUUCUGGCACAGUGGGUGCUGUUCAACUCUCAAAGACAAGAAAGGAAAGCAAAAUUGCUUUGUUGAAGUUGAUCCUGGGUCUUAUCCAUUGAAAGCUUAUGGAAUUCCCAAUGCGAGAGAAACCAGCUGGUUGGCAGAACAGCUGAAAGCACUGUCAUGUUGGGCCUCUCCUGACUGUUGUUCCCCCCUGCCCUCCCCUGCCCGGCCCCUUUCAAAUCGUAGUCAUGUCUGAGUCAGGUUGUUACUAGGCUGGUAGCUCCCUGUGCUGGACAGAUAUGUAGUCCGAGUUUAUAGAUCAAUGCACUACAUUGGUCUGCGUAGCUCCUGUGCUGGAGAGAUACCACCUGUGGCCACGUUUUCUCAAGGCUAUCAGUUCUGGAUCAUGCAAGAUGGCAGAGGAGUAGAUUAAUGGCAGUGGAAUCUUGGACAAGGACAGAGAUCCACAUCAGUGUCACCGCCUUACACUCACACGGCCUAUCCCCACAUAUGAGCGGAACGGUGACUCAGUGGUUAGCACUGCUACCUCACAGCACCAGGGACCCGGGUUCGAUUCCAGCCUCGGGUGACUGUCUGUGUGGAGUUUGCACAUUCUCCCCCGUGAAUGCGUGGGUUUCCUCUGGGUGCUCUGGGUUCCUCUCGUGAUACAAAGAUGUGCAGGUUAGGUGAAUUGGUCAUAUUAAAUUGCCCGUAGGGUUCAGGGAUGUUUAGGUUCUGUGCAUUAGGGGUAAAUGUAGAGUAAUAGGGUAGGGGAAUGGGUCAGGGUGGGUUACUGUUCGGAGGGUCGGUGUGGACUUGUUGGGCCAAAGGGCCUGUUUUCACGAUGCAGGGAUCCUACUAAAAAAGGACAGGUGGAGAAUUUUGUAAAAAUUAGUAAUGAAGAAACAGGGUGGUUAACACCCAUGUAAGUUAAUUACUUCAUCUGUGUGUUAGCUUUUGACUGUACUUAUAAUAAACUUUAGUCUAAAUUA
Hemiscyllium ocellatum (epaulette shark) is the source of this 3857-nucleotide messenger RNA. It is a transcript of the gene fuz, whose product is annotated as fuzzy planar cell polarity protein. The record is from RefSeq and is a predicted model, not a curated record. Gene Ontology annotation, biological process: vesicle-mediated transport; non-motile cilium assembly. The transcript is spliced from 11 exons. Lineage: Eukaryota; Metazoa; Chordata; Chondrichthyes; Orectolobiformes; Hemiscylliidae. The coding region runs from base 25 to 1281 and encodes 418 amino acids.